This is a messenger RNA of Rangifer tarandus platyrhynchus (Svalbard reindeer), 1440 nucleotides long. The record is from the annotation of a GenBank genome assembly. NCBI's taxonomy places the organism in Eukaryota, Metazoa, Chordata, Mammalia, Artiodactyla, Cervidae.
AUGAAGAGGGAAAAUCAGAGCAGUGUGUCCAAGUUCCUCCUCCUGGGACUCCCCAUCCAGCCAAAGCAGCAGGGCGUGUUCUUCACCCUGUUCCUGGGCGUGUACCUGACCACGGUGCUGGGCAACCUGCUCAUCAUUCUGCUCAUCAGGCUGGACCCUCGCCUCCACACCCCCAUGUACUUCUUCCUCAGCCACUUGGCCCUCACUGACAUCUCCUUCUCAACUGUCACCAUCCCUAAAAUGCUGAUAAACAUGCAGACUCAGGAUCAAUCCAUCCCCUAUGCAGGGUGCAUAACACAGAUGUAUUUUUUCCUAUUUUUUACUGGUCUGGAUGAUUUUCUGCUCACCUCGAUGGCCUAUGACCGGUACAUGGCCAUCUGUCACCCUCUCCACUACAGCACCAUCAUGGGACAGGGGCUGUGCACCUUACUAGUAACUGUAUCCUGGAUUCUCUCCUGUGCCAAUGCCCUGUGUCACACCCUCCUCCUGACCCGGCUCAUGAAGAGGGAGAACCAGAGCAGCAUGUCCGAGUUCCUCCUCCUGGGGCUCCCUAUCCGGCCAGAGCAGCAGGGCGGGUUCUUUGCCCUGUUCCUGGGUAUGUACCUGACCACAGUGCUGGGCAACCUGCUCAUCAUCCUGCUCAUCAGGCUAGACGUUCGUCUCCACACCGCCAUGUACUUCUUCCUCAGCCACUUGGCCCUCACUGACAUCUCCUUUUCAUCUGUCACCGUCCCUAAAAUGCUGAUAAACAUGCAGACUCAGGAUCAAUCCAUCCCCUAUGCAGGGUGCAUAACACAGAUGUAUUUUUUCAUUUUUUUUACUGGUCUGGAUGAUUUCCUACUCACCUCGAUGGCCUAUGAUCGGUACGUGGCCAUCUGUCACCCUCUCCACUACAGCACCAUCAUGGGACAGGGGCUGUGCACCUUACUAGUAACUGUAUCCUGGAUUCUCUCCUGCACCAAUGCCCUGUGUCACACCCUCCUCCUGACCCGGCUGUCCUUUUGUGCUGACCACACUAUCCCCCAUUUCUUCUGUGACCUUGGUGCCCUGCUGAAGCUCUCCUGCUCAGACACAUCCCUUAAUGAGCUGGUCAUUUUCACAGCAGGAGUGGCCGUCAUCGUCCUCCCACUAGUAUGCAUCCUGAUCUCUUAUGGACGCAUUGGGGCCACCAUCCUGAAGGUCCCCUCCGCCAAGGGGAUCUGCAAAGCAUUGUCCACAUGUGGCUCCCACCUCUCUGUGGUGUCUCUGUAUUAUGGAACAAUUAUUGGGCUGUAUAUUUUCCCCUCAUCCAGCACGUCCAGGGACAAGAUCACCAUUGCCUCUGUGAUGUACACAGUGGUCGCUCCACUGCUGAACCCCUUCAUUUAUAGCCUAAGGAACAGGGACAUGACGGGGGCCCUGGAGAGACUCUUGCACAGGGCAAAAGUCUUGUCUCAAUGA